Molecule: messenger RNA, 8852 nt
Organism: Toxoplasma gondii ME49
Lineage: Eukaryota; Apicomplexa; Conoidasida; Eucoccidiorida; Sarcocystidae
Product: endonuclease/exonuclease/phosphatase family protein
Exons: 2
Coding region: 1648-3273 (541 amino acids)
Molecular function (GO): sphingomyelin phosphodiesterase activity
Source: RefSeq, a predicted model, not a curated record
GGCAGACCGUAGCUGUGGAUUUGUGGUCGCCACUAGAAGAUGUGUAGUUUGAGGUGCGCUAUGCGUGCUGUAACUUCCCUUCACGUACCCGAUUGAACAGUCACCGAGGCCAUGUUAUGCAUUCGCAGAGGGGACUGUCUCUCCAAUCAUGAGUCUCUCGACAAGAACGAUAUCCACUUCUUGACCGAACACAUUUCAUUCGCCUUCCCUCGAUUGGAAUGGAGAAAAUGGCCGAAAAAAAUAUAGUGUUCACUCUUCUGCGUGUGAGCUGGCGAAGUCCCGAUUUAAACGCCAGGCCUUUUCUUUACGCAGCGGCUGGCUCGUUGGCUGCCUCGUUAAAAAGGGACAAGGGUGACUACAUUUAUUGAAAUGAACGAACUUGAAAGGAAAGAGUCAGUUCUCCAUUAUUUCAGCCACUGGCAGACAUUCUCAUUCGGCACCACAAGUUUCACUGCCGGCGGGUGCUGGCGGGUUUGCGACGGCGGUUGAGCUUGUUCCCAUGUCAACAGUCUUGGCUAGUUGGCUCCAGGCGAGGAUUGUCUGCUUCCAGAGUUGUUUACAAAUGAACGCGUUCACAGGUCCCGGUAUUGCGCUUUUUGUUCAGUUUUGCACUAAUAUGGGCCCGUGAACGAAGUAUUAGCUAAUCUGAUUUCACUCACCCACUAGCUUUCAUAGCUGCGAAUGUGGUACUGGGGGGACAGGCAUGCGACGGCCUGCUGGUUUGUUCGCGACGGGAAGGCAAACUGUCUUUUUUUUGCCUGCAUACUUGUGUAUACUGCGUGUGUUUGAGUAGCAAUUUUGUGUGGCAAUCCCUCUGGUAUCUUAUUCAGGUGUAAGUUAAACACACCACAGUGUAGCGCCGGAGGCCAAGCGGGGGAGUGUCGAGACGGUCUUUGACGGGAGGUGUUGCGUCUCAUUUCACCUCUCCGUGGUACUUCUGGUUUUGGUAGAUGCAGCGCAAUCUAAUUUGUGUGCCUUCUACCGACCAGACUGUUGUACAGCUCGUCUUCGUGCAAUGUUGGGAGUUACGGCCACGAGCUUCCGUCAACACGGCUGUGGCACGCAAGUUUCAUCGGCAACAACAGCUGAUGAGACCAGGUCGUAGUGGUUUGACUUUUUUGUCUCCUGGAACUAAACAGGCUAACAAUUCUUAGACGUUGGCAAGCUUUUUGGCAAAGGCGUAUGCCCGAAAGACUUUGAUCGUGCAGGGACGGCGAACCGCUACUGCGCUCGUAGGUUACUUCGUUGGUGGGAACAGCGGCGAGGUGACAAGUGUGAAGGUCAGGAAAACACUAUCAGCUUUGUGCUGAGAGGGGACAAGCAACGUGGAAGAUGGGAUGUCUUCCGGCGGCGACUGCUGCAGCCGAUGACGCUGAAUCGGGUACUUUCUUGCCCUGAAUUGCUCGAAAGCUGUUGUUUGCUACCGGGCGCGUGACGUCGGCGUUUUGCUCGCUUUACUUACAUCAGCUCCAGAGCUCCUCGACGCCUCUGUUUUUUCUUGUUUCUAAAGGUCAGCGUAGCAACCACCUCGUGGCCCCACCGCCGCUGGGAGCCAAUCAUUCACACAACGUCGUAGCUCAACGCUCCGCGAAGCGAAUAAUUUUUUGCCGAAGCCUUGUUGUGUGUCGGGUAGGCGCACUGCCACCCAUGGCGACCCCACUUGCGUCAGGCGGCCAAGUUCAGCUUGCAAGACAGCAAGUUACUCCGGUGCGCCGUACUGCUCCUGCGAAAUUGACAAGAACCCGGGAUGGCACUCCAGACCCGUCGAAGCGUGCUGUCACCACCAAGGGUGAAGAUGUCGGGAGUGAUCCCGUGACGACUGUGCCACAGUCACCUCGGCAAGACAGGAUGCCCCCACUGAUGACCCGAGGCUCUACAUACGUCAACGUGUCUCUGAAUUCUGCCGCUGACGAGUUAACGCUGGUAUCGUUCAACAUUCAGAUGCUUGUGGACUGUUGUUCUCUGUCAGUGAACUGGUGGAGCAGGGAGCGCGAGCUACUUCCAUACCUACGGAAGGUCUCGGAAAGUUACCGUCCCGACGUUAUGAUCUUUCAGGAGUGCUGGGCCGAAGAAGUGUGGCGCCUCCUCAAAACUUUAGAGCAAGACAAAGACUGCCCUUUUCCGUACCAGACGCGUAUUCUCGGUAGCGACAGCGGACCUCCUUGCGCGUGUCCUGACUGUGGGGAUUGCUGCUGCACCUGCUGUCAGUGUUGCGUGUGUCUAAGAUGCCCCUGUUUGUGCUGCUGUCCCUGUGGCUGUUGCCUUCCUCCUGCCGCGAAACUCAUGGGCAAGGAACAAGAGAGGAAACGCGAGGGCGUCGCGGAAGCAGCAAACACUGCGGAUAGCUCCAAACCGAACGUGAGUGCUUCAGAGUCUGCCUCUCGUCGACACAGGGAUUCGUGGACGUCAGUGAGCGGGAACUAUCAGGGAGCCCGUCGGAAUGGAGGUGUUGCCAUAAUCUCAAAGUGGCCGAUUCUGGAGAGACAUGCUUAUAUUUACUACCGCGGUGCCCUUCCUGACUGUCUUGAGAACAAGGGUGCAAUUUUGGCGAGGAUUGAGAAGGCGGGCAAGAUCUAUAAUGUUGUAGGAACACACCUGCAAUCGGGGAAUUCCAACAAUAAAAUUCGCGUAGCCCAAUUAAAAGAAUUGGCAGCGUGGCUUCGCUCCGGUAUGGAGGAGUGUGAGCAGACAGAAUUUGCUUCAGAGGAGGCUGAGGAACCCAAGGAUAAUGCAGAAAAACGUGAGGAUAAGACCUCUAAGAGACAAGACAAAAAACAGCGGCGGAAAUCCAAGCGGAAGGACAUGACCACGGGCGGAGCAGGUUGUUGUCGUUGGAAAGGGGGUGGCUUGCCUAAAGGUUUGGUGAAGGCGACUGAGCCUCUUAUCAUUGCGGGAGACUUAAAUCUUCGCUAUAAAGAAGAUCACAAGUACCUCAUGGAGGCAAUUCGACCAGAUAAUCUUAACUGUAGCCUCUGCCUCGCUGAUCCUGAGGACUCGCCGAGUUCGUAUGAUACGGAACUGAACGACACUUGCUAUUACAAUAACGGCAAGCCAAAGCUCCCCAUCAAGCAACUAAUCGACUACUUCUUGCUCUCAAACGACCAUUUUGGCUCCGUUUCCCGAUACCAGCAAACAAUCACGCUUCCAGCGGAUAAUCCAAUGUUAUUUCGGUUUUUUGCGUGCCUCUGUAUACCGCUGGGCAGCACAAAAGUGCAUCAUGUUUCUGACCACUUGCCUGUGUGCGUAACAAUCCGGCACUCGAAAGAAGCGUGACAAAGACCUCUAGGUUCCACCUGCAUGGUGGCUCGCUUUCGUCCAUUGUGGUUCGUCGCAGGGUUUCCUGUGUUGUAUGGAGCUUCAGUGUAUCCCUGCUAAACGGCGACGGCAAUGGAGGUGCUCGAGGCUAGUGCACAUUGGUACAAAGGAACCUCUUUAAAGAAAGUGGGAGUGUUGUUGUCGGUAACCAGGUUGGAGACGACAGGCGGCUGACAGGUGCUUUUUGGGUUUGCAUGCGUGAGGGUACGUCCACGAUCAUGGGCGUGGGGACAGACGUGAUUGUGCACUGUUCGCUUCAACCAGCAGCUUCGAAGACUUGUUGAGGAAGUCGAUCAAAUAUUCGCUGUUUACACGAGUCACCUGUUAUUCGUCGCUCAUUUCGCAUACAACGACGUGAUAUUUCGCGGGUGCAUGACCCUGUGACAGAUCAUUGAGCAACGUUCUAGCCUUACGUGAACUCGGCUAUCAUGUUGGAUUCCUCUGUUGGGGUCUCUCGUGCAUCCGGAGCUUGAUGAUGCGAUGCUGUCUUUUUAAUUGCCAUGUCUGAGCACCUACCUCCAUGAGGAUAUCCUUUGGGUAGGAUAACUUGUUUCAAGAAAUAAUGAUGUGCGAUUUUGUGGGAUGCAUAGGUGUAAGGAAAGACAUGGGUACACUGACGUUUAUCUGAAGCUAGCUUGUAUGUACUUCAGGUGUUGGGUAAUGCCUCUGUUAUGAGGUUCUGGAUAAACUCGCGUUUUUUUGUGUAGGCGUUCGACUCGAGAAAUUGAAACAAACCGUUUACAAUCGCAUCGAAGGUCAAGAUCAGAUUCUGGUAAUCUGUGAUAUGGUAUGUUCAUUCGCGUCGCGUGUGUACUGGCGGCGAUUUGGGGCAAGGCGUGCAGCUUACGUUCCACAUCUUUUCUCGGACUGUGGAUUAUGGAUAGGAUUCAUUUGAAGACCUGACAAAACGGGGGACAAUGCUGUGGGACGUCAGUGCCUUUCAAAAGCAUAUGGCACCAAUGUCGGUCAGUUGCUCUCUUAACUAAACGAAGCAGCAGUAAUCGUGUGCGAUUGUGGUGCUGAGAGCACGGGUGGCGCUUUGGACAGCUCGAAAGGUAAAACGCAGUUGACAGCGAAAGCGAGAACAAUCUCAAGGUGCACAAAUCGUGCGUAAAUACUUGACAGUUUGUCAAGAAGCGCUGCGCGUGCUGACAGCUUAAAAGGGGAGGAAGUAGAGUUUCUGCUUUUCAUGCGGGAUUAAGGGGCAAUAAAUAAUGUCAUCGAAUGUGUUUUACAGGUUUUCCGUUCGAGUCUGAUCCAUUCUGCGGUGUGUGUCGUAAUGCGACUCAGGUCUUUGCCGAGAAGGAUUCUUGUGGUAACAGCCCCGUGGUUUCGUUCUCCCGUUGUCCAGUCGUGUCUGCUUGGUAUAAAAGAGUUUCCGUGGUGACGUACAAAUGUGUGUCCUGUUUCAUAUGUGUAAUGUGUCUGCGGAGACAGGCGUUCUUCUCGGUAAGCAAUGUGUGCUGAUCGGGAUGAAAAAACGACUGAUUCGUUUUGACAAGUGGACGACGGUGGCGUGGAAGGUGAACGUUUCUGAAAAGUGUGUCGCAACUCAUUCGACCAAGGAGUUUGAUGUCAGAAUGGUUGUCACAGAAGCGAGCUACACCUUACAGAUGCCAUCGUCCACUGCAGCACUGAUGAAUAGCGUGGAGAGUGCGAUAAAAGUUUUCCCCUAGUUACCUCUGGACAGCUUUUAGUGCAGAUGAUGUGGUAGACACAAGCGUUCUUCUCUGACACCGACCGGGGAAACAGUUUCUAACUGAACAGUCACUGGUUUUGCAUUGAAGGCGGAGCCGUUCUUUUUUUUGACUGAUGCUUUCGAGCAGCACACUCGAGGGUACGGUAACGAUGUGGCGUCUGAGACAGGCGAUUUUAUCGGAGCAAGAGGAAAACGAACGUCCCUCCGUGUGUGUGGAAGGGGACAGUACGGUCUGUUAUAGCCUGCGACUGCCGUCUGACUGCGGCGUCUGCAUGACACGCAGGUCGUGCAGGUAGCUGUGGAGACCUGCUUCCUGUAACAUUAGGGAUUCGCGCACAUAAUUUCGAACAUAUUGUGCAGGUUAGUUCCAUUUGCCGUCAUUCCGAAGGCCCCUGUGUCUGGGCGGGGCUCUAGCUUUGGCUGCGCUCUCGCUAACAGCUGCGGCGCGGCUCCAUGUCAUCCGGACUCUGCUGCGCAGGCUUGUCAGAGGUCCCAAUAGAAUGAGUGAAUCGCAUGACAGCGGGCCAAUUGCAGUAACAACUUUAACAAUCAUUUGUGGUGGCAACAGGCCGUUUGGUUUGGACGGCAACCGCCAAGUCAAUUCACUCGGCGACAUCUACCGUCCAACUGUUUCGAGGAAUUACAUGUGGAGGCAGGACUACUAAACUCUCAGUACAGACCAGUUCACGAUGCCCUACGCUUGCUACUAGAUGCUAACAUUCCGAAUCGCGUAACAUCGACCAAACUCAUGUAGGUUUACCCUUUCUACCAAAGUGGAUGGGUGAUUAUUUGGGGAUACAGUAUGACCUAGAUUAUUAGAGGUAGUGCUAUUUCAUAAGCAAUAUACAUCUUAUAUGGUAUAUUAGCUACUAUCUUAUACCUUACUACCGGAUUGAUUAUAUGCUUGUACCAAGCCAACACUGUUAAUGACGACAGCUUCCAAGCAAGUCGCCGAAGUCAUCCGCAGCUUCUGAGACGUCUGGCGAAAAACAUUCUUGAGGGGCAGCUGGUGGCGUUAAUAAGCAAAAGACCCACUGUUUCUGGCGUUUCUUCCCCUCGCACAAGCGCAUAAUAGAAUUGGGAUCUCGUGAAAGAUGUAGGGAAUCCCCGAAGGCCCAGGGUCAAGUCACGACCGUCGUACGUGUCCGUCUCGGUCAACCGCUGACAAGAAAUCUCAAAACAAGCCCAGUAUUCAGACGCAGUUCUGAAGGCAAACAGCUCGCCGCACGCGCCAUGAUCCCCUCCCCAAACAACAGGCUCCCACCUCUGCAGCAAUGGUUAUAAUUGGCAUGCACGCACAAAAUCCCCGCUUUCAUGCUAUCAACCAGAGGCUCUGUCACCCUGAACAUCAUGCGCAAUCAAACACCUGCCGAGUUCCCCAAGCAAUACCCACAGCUUCCAUCCAGUCGAAUUUUUAGGGGAAGACAACUCAGAAAGCUCCAUUGCCGACCGAAGAGACGAAGGAGCUCUAACUUUCAGCGUACCCUCUCUUUUGCAGGAUCCAGCUUCAAUGUAGCGGGCAGUCGCUGUGAGUCGGGUGUCUUGAUGUCCAUAAACUUUCAGUGGCCCCGCCAAAUCCAAGAGUGUAGAAAGUCGUAAAAUGGCCUGUGGUUGGCGUUGUAUUGCCUGCAGUAGAAAGCAUUUCUCAGCGGCCACCGAAACGUUGGGGGAAAGGGUCUCAGUUCUGCAUCGGCGCCAUGUACAAAGGCUGUGGCUCUAGAAAAAGUGUCAAUAGCUUGGCUGUUUCUUGUGGGAAAAGUUCAUGUGCAGUCGAACUUCCUGACUGAAGUGCCACCUGUCCAGGCUCCCUCACUGACGUCGCCUGUUACUGAGUGAGCUCACGUACACUGACGAUUCUUUUUGUCUGGGUUCCGUGAAUGUGCUUAUGAUUUUUCUUUCGGUUCUUAUAGUGAAGCAAACCUGGAGAACAUGGAAGGCUGAGGCUAAAGAGUAAGCAUGCAAUUAUUGAGUGGUCUUAGUGUGCACGUAGCCGAGCACAAUUUCGUAUUUUUACAGAAUAGUAAGGCAUCCUAGUGCACGCUAAACCAGAAAUCCAACUGCCUGUUUAUGUGUAGUGACGAGACACUUAGCAUAUUUUAGUGGCCCUGACAACUGAAUAUUUUGAGAACUUACAGCGCAUAAGCCGGGCGGCAGCAGUCCUGGCAGGAUGACAUCUGGGGGUUACGCCAGCAGAUGAAAAGUGAAUAUACGAGAGUCGCCGAUUAUGAUCAAUCUUCCACUAGCUGGCGUCGGCCGCAAGUAGCCUUCAUUCUGUUUUCAAUAUAUGUCACGUUCUCAGAAACACAGGACAAGUACCCUUGAGAAAACAGCGUUCUCCAAUGUUAAAGCGGUUUAUUUGAUUCUAUUGUUGUAGAACGGCCGGCAACUCGGGAGCCUCUGCAUACGACCACGCCAACAGGAGAUACAUCGAAUCAUGUCAUUCCGGCUGCACAGAGCAGCAGAUCGCGUUUCUUCUUCCGCCAAGGCCCUUAGUGUUUUGAACAAUCUAGUUUUCUACUUCCCGCCUUCUUCUAGCUCUUGCCUUCUCCACUUCCUCUCGGAGAUUUGCCUCCGUCUCAUCAGCUGCGGUUCUGCUAUUAGCUCUUUCUCUAUCGCGCUUCUCAUUGAUUUCGUGUAACGCAAUUACAGCAACCAACAACACCCAAAACACCGGAGACGUCAGUCCCCAGCUCCUCUCAGGAACGAAUGUCUGCCAGAGACUUUCCGCCAUGCGCGCGUUCUCCGCCAGUUCUUCAGCCUUUUUCCUUUUCUGGUCGUUCUCCUGCCCUAGGCCUUCAUUGUUCCUGAGUGUGUCUGAAACCGCAUCUGGUGUUUCUCUAGUCAGUUUAUUUUCGUUGAGUGCACCGUCCGCCUUGGUGACCGACUGGGCCUCUCUUCCAUCCUGAGGAUUCGCAGUGUGGCUGAAAGAGUGCAAGGUUGCACGAGAAACUCCACAGGACAGUCGGCAGCAAUUUGGAAAUGACCUCACUGCAGACACCCCCGUACCGAUACGUCUCUCUUCUACAUUUUCUGGAAGAGACGGGGGUCCGUAUCUAGCAACGAUCCUCGGGACGUAGGAAACGGUUGCGUCAUGAGUUCGCUGCCCUCUCCUAGGCGAUUCGAGUUCCCAUUGCCACGAACAGCGGAAGGUCAAACUCGCUUCAACGUUUCUACUACGGAUGGUGUUUAUGCCAUCCCACGCAAUCACGCGACCUUCGGUUCUGCCACAGCGUAAAUGCCCGCGACAUACGAACCCUCCCGAACGCGUGAUCACGCACUCGGAAUGCAAGGAACAAGUCCGUUUGAGGAACACGCGUGGAAACAAGGGCAGAAGGCAGCCGACUGUGACUUUAUUGAACAUCAUCCGCUCUCCACGUAACAUUUUCUGUGAACGCCUUGCCGUCACAUGGUGUGCCGAACAGGAUGAAACCCGGACUUCCCACGGUGGAGGUCCUGCUCACACUUGCGGUGCUUGGAGACUCCCAAGUUCUCCCUGCAAAGCGUUAAAUUCGGCUGGGCAAGAGAACGAGCAUCUGGCAACAUUGCCCUGCUGCGACGGAGCCGGAGUAGUUUUCCGGUCCCCACGUAGGCGUUCUUGCCUACGAACACUUCCCUGGCGUCCCAGUAGCCCGUCUGGGGAUGCAACGGCAGAGAGACAGCAGAGAGACCGGGUUGCGACGCCACGGUCCCUGCUGUAUUUCGAUGGUCGUUCUCAAAAUGAUUGUGACAAAAGUUGUGACACACCGCAGACAAUGUAGUGCAAUUUACUCGACAGAAGAGAGUAAAACGGACAGGAGCGUAAGUGUUGUGUAUACACAGAGCUGCCGUCUGUCCGCUU